CGGGUGCGGAAUGGGCGCGCGGCGGUGUUGCUGGCGGGGCUCGUGGCCGCUGGUGAUGUCACACCUCCCAGACAGUCAUGAUUGGGUCUAAUUAGAGCGCUCGCUAGCAAAUAGAUAGGCGUCCCGCGUGGUUGGAUCCAAAGUGGCUGAUGCCAAACAUUUCUGCAGAGGCUGAGAGAGCGAGAGAAAGAGAGAGAGAGAGGCGCGAGCGCAUCGCGUACGUAUCCAACCGCACGCCCUGCGCGGACAGAGAGGAAUAUAGCUGAGUGCUCUCACGCUGUGCUGGAAAUACAGUCAGUAGGCUACCGAGCGCAGGAGGCGAGGCGUGCUGGAGUUUCAGGUGUGUAGUGCGGAGGGAAUCCUUUCACCGGCGAGUCGCACACUCGCGGUCCGGGUUCGGGAGGUAUAAAAAGGGGAGAGUCGACAUUUGUCUGCGACGUCACCGAGUACAGUUCGACACCAGAGGAGAGGGAGACGAUACGAGACAAGACAAAACCCAAGAGACAAUCGCGCGGUCAAAGCCCAAGUUAUUAUUCUCCGCUGCGCUCCCACCGCUGCGCUGAUGGCGUCAGUACUUGGGAACAACAGCCGCGCGUCGGGAGCCCAGAGCGGGCAAGUGAAAUGCAAGUUCAAGAGGAGACGGAGGAGACGGUGUAAAAGAAAAGAGAAAGUCAGCAUGCUCUCAGCAUUGAUCGCCCCCUUCAAGUACAUGAGCCCAGGGACCAGCAGCACAGAAGACGAGGACAGUUUGAGCACCAGCAGCGCCGAGGUGAAGGAGAACCGCAACGUGGGCAACCUGGAGGACCGCUCCUUCGCUCCCGGCGAUCGGCAGACCCUCCUCCGGGCCGAGCCGGCAAGGGGCCCGGCCGCGGCGGGCGUGAAGAGGAAGAGGCCCCUGGAGGAGGACAACGGGGGCCAGAUGUGCCAGCUCCGCCUGGUCUACAAGAAGCUGUCCUGGUCGGACUCGCCCAAGAACGCCCUGGUGCAGCUCAACGAGCUGCGGCCGGGCCUGCAGUACCGCCUGGUCUCCCAGACGGGGCCCGUCCACGCGCCCGUCUUCUGCAUCGCCGUGGAGGUCAACGGCCUGUCCUUCGAGGGCACGGGCCCCACUAAGAAGAAGGCCAAGAUGCGCGCGGCCGAGCUGGCGCUCAAGUCCUUCGUGCAGUUCCCCAACGCCCCGCAGGCCCACCUGGCCAUGGGCAACCUCUCGGACCCUGCCGCCGACUUCACCUCGGACCAGGCGGCCGACUUCCCGGGCACCCUCUUCAAGGAGUUCGACCCGUCGCCGUGCGGCGGCGGCGGCGCCGGCCUCUCGCUGUGCUCGGCCGCCUCCCGCGGCGAGCUGCUGUCCAGCGAGCUGCUGCGCCACGGCCGGCUGCUGCAGCACACCCUGGACCUGAUGCUGCAGGCGCAGCAGCGGCUGGGCGGCGUUGGCCCCGAGCCCGAGGCCCCCAAGAGCCCCGUGGCGCUGCUGAACGAGCUGCGGCCCGCGCUGCGCUACGCCUGCCUGUCGGAGCGGGCCGAGGGCCGGCGGCUGCGGAACUUUGUGAUGGUGGUGCGCGUGGACGGACGCAUGUUCGAGGGGUGCGGGCGCAGCAAGAAGCUGGCCAAGAACCAGGCGGCGCAGUGCGCCCUGCAGGGCCUCUUCAACAUCCAGGCAGCUCCUGCGGGCAGGACCGGCCUCAAAGCCAGCAGGAAGACUUGUCCUCAUUUACCCCAGGUUCUUAGCCCCACACCAUGA
Gadus macrocephalus (Pacific cod) is the source of this 1741-nucleotide messenger RNA. Its product is annotated as double-stranded RNA-specific editase B2-like. The transcript is spliced from 4 exons. Gene Ontology annotation, molecular function: tRNA-specific adenosine deaminase activity; double-stranded RNA binding; double-stranded RNA adenosine deaminase activity. Gene Ontology annotation, cellular component: cytoplasm; nucleolus. The coding region runs from base 563 to 1741 and encodes 392 amino acids. Gene Ontology annotation, biological process: adenosine to inosine editing; RNA processing. Lineage: Eukaryota; Metazoa; Chordata; Actinopteri; Gadiformes; Gadidae. The record is from RefSeq and is a predicted model, not a curated record.